UUAGUGGCUAAUUUUUUUCCCGCGCGUACGCACAUCCGCAUGUGCAUAUCACAUUCACUCUCUCCGCUCGUUAAUUCAGAACAGAAUUCGGAUUUCGCGAGCAAAGCACGCCGAAGUUCGCAGGAAUGCGGAGCAGGAAUUUGCAUAUCCGAUGAGCGCGAAGCGAUAUAUAGCGCCGAACGCGGCGAAGGUCACCUUGAGGAAAGUGAGGAAAAGCACACCCCCGCUGCGAAAUUUCCGUACGGCGAUGCCGGCGAAUUUCGCGCGCAUUUUCACGUUAUUUAUCCCCGACGAAAGAGGUGGCUUUUCUGGCGCGCCGCCACGCGAACUAUUACGGUCGCGCGGCAUCGGCACGGCGGCUCGAUAAUAAUAAUAUGAUAUAAUCGUGGGAUUGUCACGUGGGAAUACGCGCGGGAUUGGCCCCGACACGAGGAAGUCGUCAGCGCAGCGUUCACCAGCCCCAGUCACGUAAGGGAUGCGGCACGAGCCGGUCGGUUUUCUCGUCGCGCGUCCACUCUCGAGUGAUUAUCCGCAUCCGUCGAUUUGCGAAUCGUUCACGACACCCGCUACCGUGGGACAUGAUCCGCAAACGAGUAACGUCAGUCAGCCGCAGCUUCAACAGCAGCAGCUACAAUCCGGGGGUUGGCUGGGGGGUGGUGUCGGUGACACCAACAGCGGACUGGUCUGCCGAUCAGGGAAAUCGCUCAACGGCAGCAGCAAGCCGUCGUUAUGCCAUCAUCCUCAACAGCAUCAACAACAGCAGCAGCAGCAACAACAACAAGGCCAAUCUGGGGGUGUGGGGGAUGACGAAGACGGGGGUGGAGGGAGCGGAGGGUUGGAGGGGACGGACGCAGAGGCGAACGACGCUGUUCACCUCAAGAGACGGGUGGGACUCGUCAGUGGGGUGGCUCUAAUCGUCGGCACGAUGAUCGGCUCCGGGAUCUUCGUGUCGCCGUCGGGUCUGCUGCUGCGCACCGGUAGCGUCGGCGUAAGUUUCGUCGUCUGGACCGCGUGCGGUCUGCUGAGCCUGUGCGGCGCCCUCGCCUACGCCGAGCUGGGUACCAUGAACACGAGCAGCGGCGCCGAAUACGCGUACUUCAUGGACGCGUUCGGCGCGCCGCCUGCCUUCCUCUUCUCCUGGGUGUCCACCCUGGUGCUCAAGCCGUCGCAGAUGGCGAUUAUCUGCCUGUCCUUCGCUCAGUACACUGUCGAGGCGUUCACCGUCGAUUGCGAGCCCCCGGACGAGGUGGUCAAGGUCGUCGCCCUGCUGGCGAUCGUCCUGAUACUUCUGAUCAACUGUUACAGCGUGAAUCUGGCGACCGGGGUACAGAACGCCUUCACCGCCGCCAAACUGAUGGCGAUACUCGUGGUGAUCGUCGGCGGUUCGUAUAAAUUGAUACAAGGUAACACGCAGCAUCUGCAAACGGCGUUCAACACCAUCGACGGCAGCACCCUUAACAUCGGCCGCCUCGCCACUGCGUUCUACACCGGCCUCUGGGCCUACGACGGCUGGAACAAUCUCAAUUACGUGACCGAAGAGAUCAAGAAUCCUUCUAAGAACCUGCCCAGAUCCAUCAUGAUCGGUAUACCGCUCGUUACGCUUUGCUACGCGCUGAUCAACAUUUCUUACCUGGCGGUCAUGUCGCCAUCGGAAAUGAUCGAGAGCGAGGCUGUGGCCGUGACGUUUGGCAAUCGGAUACUGGGCGUGAUGGCAUGGCUGAUGCCACUUUCCGUAGCGAUUAGCACAUUUGGGUCCGCCAACGGCACCCUAUUCGCCGCAGGCAGGCUCUGCUUUGCUGCAUCACGAGAGGGUCAUCUGCUCGAUUGCUUAAGCUACGUGCAUGUGCGACGCUUCACUCCUGCCCCAGGCCUCAUCUUCCAUUCCCUUGUAGCAGGCGCGAUGGUUCUCUCCGGCAACAUCGACUCGUUGAUCGAUUUCUUUUCGUUCACCGCAUGGAUAUUCUACGGCGGCUCGAUGGUAGCUCUGCUCGUGAUGCGGAGGACCAGACCGAACCAUCCCCGACCGUACAAAUGUCCGUUAGUGAUACCUGUGCUUGUGCUCAUCAUCUCUGCAUAUCUCAUAGUUGCGCCGAUUAUCGACAAACCGCAGAUUGAGUACCUGUACGCGGCCGGCUUCAUCAGCGCAGGCAUGCUCGUCUACCUCCCGUUCGUAAAGUUUGGAUAUGUGCCCAAAUUCAUGGAAGGUGUCAACGCUUUUCUGCAAAUGUUACUAGAAGUGGCUCCGACGGCGGUUGCCUUCGACUGAUUUCGAGAGGUACAAUUCUCCAGAUCAAUAUACAGUUCUUUACGAUGCCGAAUCAUUCCAUUAUGGCAUUGCGCGAACUGUGUAUAUAUACCUGAAUAACCCUAUUUUAAAUACAUACAGACGAGAGCGUUAUAUAUCCUAUAUUACAAAGCUCAAGGCUGGCCCAAAAAAAAAAAGAAAAUAAAAAAAUAUAUAUAUUAUAUAAAAAUAUAUAUUAUUUUACUACUUGUUAUUCUUCGUACAUAGUAUACAACAUGCAGAAAAGAUGUUAUUGUUAGACAAUAGAUAGUUGAUGUUGUAACAAAACAGCAAUGAAUCAACAGAAAAUAUUUUAAAUGUUUACAGUUACAAAAA
Messenger RNA from Nylanderia fulva, 2620 nucleotides. Its product is annotated as b(0,+)-type amino acid transporter 1. The record is from RefSeq and is a predicted model, not a curated record. NCBI's taxonomy places the organism in Eukaryota, Metazoa, Arthropoda, Insecta, Hymenoptera, Formicidae. Gene Ontology annotation, molecular function: L-amino acid transmembrane transporter activity. Gene Ontology annotation, cellular component: membrane. Gene Ontology annotation, biological process: amino acid transmembrane transport.